AUGUCUUCCAAUGGUACUUAUCUUUUCUGGAUAUCUGUCACUCACUUCGUCCCAAAACUAGGUUUUGUGCUCACCACAUUUUUUGGCUCUGUUCUCCUUUUUCUCAAUUUUUUUGGAGCACAAAAAAAUUUUGGAAGUUAUAAAUACCUUAUCAGUGCGUUCACUCUACUUGGCAUGGUUUUUGCCACAGUGGAGAUUAUGGUUUAUCCGAACGUUCAUAACUACAAAGCUGGCUUAUUAUUCUUCAGUUUUGAGGAGUCUUGGGGUUUACAUGGACCAUAUUCCAGGAAUUUUCCAUUGGCCGGCUACACAUUUUUCCAUUCAGCAACUAUGGCAUUGUUAUCAGUGCAUUUCAUAUACAGGUAUUGGGCGGUUUUUGACACCAACAAACUCUCCUAUUUCAAAGGUCCCCAAUGCCUUAUCUGGUUUGCCUAUUGCACAUUUUUUGGACUACAGUACGCCCUGGGAACUUAUUUCACACUACAAAGAGAUUCAAUUUCUGACGAAUACCUCCGAGAAGACGUCCUUCUUCGUUAUAACGUAAAUUUGACUGAAAUUCCAGCCAUGACGAUUUUAGCCUACGAUCCGACGGAUGGAUCGAUUCGGUGGAGGAACAUUUUUGGAAUUUUAAAUAUUUGUGCAAUUUGCAAUUUUCAAUACGGAAUUAUGAUUUAUUGCGGAUGGGCGAUGCAUGCAAAAAUGGAGGAUAAGAUUAAGAACUUUUCGGAGACUUUGAGAAAACAUCAUAAGCAAUUUUUUAAGACCCUAGUCUUGCAGAUCACCGCCCCUACCAUAAUCCUAUUCAUUCCAAUUACAAUUAUAAUUUUUCUUCCAUUAUUCAAUUUAGAUGUUAUCAGUGUUCCAUCUGGAGUUAUGCUUUGCAGUUUCACAUUAUAUCCAGCUUCAGACUCUUUGAUUGUCAUGUACGUCGUCUCGGAGUAUAGAAAUACUGCUAAACGUCUAAUCAGAAAAGGCCUCAAAAUCCAGAAUUCUCAACAAACGUCUUCAAAAGUUUACGCCACUACGGUGAAUCCAACUUCCACUGCUCCUUUAAAUGGAUGA
Caenorhabditis briggsae is the source of this 1062-nucleotide messenger RNA. NCBI's taxonomy places the organism in Eukaryota, Metazoa, Nematoda, Chromadorea, Rhabditida, Rhabditidae. Bases 1 to 1062 code for a protein of 353 amino acids. The transcript is spliced from 6 exons. The record is from RefSeq and is a predicted model, not a curated record.